GGCUCCCGCUGCCUUAGGUAACGGUGGCGGCGACCGAGCAGCGAUGGAUCUGGAGCAGGCGAAAUCGUUCACGGACCGCUGUUCACAGUGUGCUGCUGUCUCCUGGGGCCUUACUGAUGAAGGAAAAUACUAUUGCACUUCCUGCCACAAUGUCACAGAUCGGUCAGAGGAAGUUGUGAGCACUGCAGUUAUUCCCAACACCAAGAUCAACUCCAUCUGCAGGGGGCUGAGGAAGAGAAGCAGGCAUGAGAAAGGCUGGGAUUGGUAUGUGUGUGAAGGUUUUCAGUGCAUACUUUACCACCAGGCGGAGGCCCUGAAGACCCUUGGAGUAGGCCCAGAGCUAAAGGACAAAGUUUUACACAAUUUUUGGAAGCGUUAUCUUCAGAAGAGCAAGCAGGCCUAUUGUAAAAACCCAGUUCGUACAAGCAGAAAGAAAGCCAAGGUAUUGGAAGACAAUCAGCAGAGUUCAGAUUGGGCCAGUGAACUUGAGCUGCUAAGUGACACCUCCUAUGCCCUUGAAAGUGGAGCAGAGUUCCAGUCUGAGCCCCAGAUUCCAAAGCCUUUCCCUGUCACCAAAGCAUCACCAAAGUCAGAAGCCCCAGAUGUCUGUUCUGGAUCUGUUGAUGGAGUGGAAUACUCAGAGUGGAAGGAGAAGGGUGUCCUGAAGAUGACUGUACCCAGGACCCUGGCUCUCUGCUCUCUGUCCUUGCUCUGGCAGAGAGAAACCAUUACUCUCUCUGACCUUCUGAGGUUUGUUGAAGAGGACCGCAUUCCAUACAGAAAUGCUUUUCAGCUUUUUCCAGAAGAGAUGAAAGUCUAUGGUCGCGAUAAAGGCAUCUUUGCUAUCGAGUCUUGGCCUGACUAUGAAGACAUCUAUAAAAACAUGAUUGAAGUCGCCAUAUUUUUAGAUCUACCUCGUUUUCCAGACAUAACUGAAGAUUGCUACCUUCAUCCCAACGUCUUGUGCAUGAAAUAUUUACUGGAGUUCAAUCUCCCUGACGAAAUGCACAGUUUGACCUGCCAAGUGGUAAAGCUGACUGGAAUCGGAGAAGUGGACUUCCUGACAUUUGAUCCUAUAGCUAAAAAGAAAAGGACAGUUAAAUAUGACGUGCAGGCUGUGGCUGUCAUUGUGGUAGUGUUAAAACUACUCUUUUUGCUGGAUGACAAAUUAGAAUGGUCUUACGCUGGGCUUGCUGAAACAUAUAAUGAAGAACACAAAGAAGAUAAACCGCAGUUUGAUUUCAGAAAAUGGUACCAAGUUAUGAAGAAAACCUUUGAUGAGAAAAGACGACAGUGGGAAGAAGCAAGGGCCAAAUAUUAUUGGAAAACCAAAAGACCGAUCUACCGUUCGCACAUCGACAAGUCAGUCGCGUAUAAGAGAAGAGAAAUGGUGAAGAAUCUUCAGAAGCAAUUCAGUGCCCUGCUCGGCACAACACCUGUGGUGGAAAAGAAGGCCCCUUCAAGUUUUCAGUUCAGCUGGACUGAAGGAGACACCGAUAGCCCUUGUUUCCAUGGACAUAGCCUCCAGGGACUCCUGAUAACGAAAGGCCAGUCCUUGAUAACCAAGAACUCACUGUAUUGGCUCAGUACCCAGAAAUUCUGCAAAAGCUACUGUAAACAUGUGACAACCUAUGAAGAGUCAAACUUUUCUCUGAGUUACCAGUUUAUACUAAACAUCUUCUCGUUCUUACUAAGAAUAAAGACUUCUGUUCUCCAUGAAGAAGUGAGCUUAAUUGAAAAGAAUCUUUUUGAAAAAAAAUACAAUGAAUCAAAAAGGAGGUCAAGACCCAAAAAAGUAAGAAGACACUGAGAACCAGAGAAGGGCAUGCUCUAUAGGAUAACAUCGGAUCUUAGGGAAUUGUGGGAAACACAUUAUUCUAUACAUAUACAUAUUGAUAUAUAUCUUUAUAUGCAUUGUAAAAUAUGUGAACUUUGAAUUAUUUUCAUAAAUGUUUUUUUCAGGAAAGUAAAAAAUUGUGUAAAUGACACCUGGAAACCUGUAUUCAUUGGAUUUUAAAGCUCAACUUUCUUUUUCCAAGAUGGGAAUUAGCCAUUUAGUUCAGACCGAGAACUCAGUGUGCAGCUGAGGCUAGCCUGGAAUUCACUAUUGUAGCCCAGGCUGGCCUCAAUGCAUCUCCAUCUUGAAUCAGGGAUUGCAAGCAUGCACCAGCGUGACUGGCUUUGAAUUUGCUUCUUAGAUUAGAUUAUGUUUCACUUUAUUUAUAAAGCUGAUCCCGGGUGGGUCAAAGAUCUAAACAGUGUAAGUAUUCACUUACACAUGUGUAAGGAUGCUGAGGACACAGGAUGAUUGAUGCUGGGUCUGGGGAAGACCUGAGCUUAUCUCAAACUGGAAGCCACAAGAGAAGAUGAGCAGCAUCACCAUGACAAAUGGCAAACAGGGGCAGCGUGUCUGAGCACACAGUGGGCAGAGGAGCACACGGGCGGCGUGUCUGCGCACACAGUGGGCAGAGGAGCACCCGGGCGGCGUGUCUGAGCCACAGUGGGCAGAGGAGCACACAGUGGGCAGAGGAGCACCCGGGCGGCGUGUCUGCGCACACAGUGGGCAGAGGAGCAGUUUAUUUGAUACAGCAAUGGUGCUUGCAGAGCAACCGGGGAAAAACGGGGCAAUUCAAAGGCCAAGCUGAAAAGGCAUGAUACUCAAGCUCACUUAGAGGGAAGAAAUAACGAAUGAGCCGUUGUUUUCCACGUGAUCAACUGGCAUGUGGUGUAAAGACUGUAUCAUGGCGAGGCUGUGGAAAGUUGGGCCUUCCUAUUCAUUUACUUUCUUGUUGAGAAAUGCCAUGUUCUGGUCACAGUCUAGGCCCAGGGUACAGCACUGAACAUGUGGCCUGCUUUAAGGGUCAUGGAUUGAGUGGAGCUGGUAGUGGUCUGUCUUAAUGGGGAAUGAAACCAACCAGAAACAAAUGAGGUGACUGUCAAGGGAGAAGAAGGGAUACUCUACAAAGCACUAUUGAGAGGGACCAUCUAGAGAGGUGACAUUAGAAUGGACACCAACUUGCAUGAAACACAGCAGAGGGAACCAGCUUGUCAUCUCAGGGAAGAUCACUCAUCACCGAGGAACUAAACACAAAGGCCGGCAGGUUCAAGAACAGCUAGGGAUGUCGGGGUGCAAGAGAAGGGCCAAAGAGGACAGCAUGUCAUUCAAGGCCACAAGAAGAAUUCUUAUCCCAAGUUUAUCAUGGGAAGCUCUGGGAAAAAUAUAAACAAAAACCUAAGGAAAAUCUUUUUAUGUUUGCUGGUUUCAGGUAUUGUUUUAGAAAUCAGUAAUGAGUCCUGUCAUUUUAAAACAAAUUUGGCAUCUCUGAGAUGAUCUGGUGGUCUCGUUUGGUCAGCUCAUGUAGUCAUUUACAUUGACUGAAUUUUAAAUAUUGGAUCAACCCCACUCCCUUCACCUUGACUCACCAUCUGUUUUAUAUAUUAAGUUUGGUUUCUGGGAAAUGUGGUUUUAGAUUUGUUAGAGACAACAUUUUGAUGGCCUUGACUCAGUCCUGUCUCAGCCUCUGAACCAGCUGCGGUUAGAGGCACAGCUGAUAGGCUAAAAUCUCUUCUCAGUUCAUGAGGGACAUUCUGGAGUUUUCUUUUGUAUGGUCUUGGACUUUUUGAGAUCACUAUCAGCAAUGGAUUCUGCUUCCAUCACUGGGACUGUGGCGGUCCUUAGCUCCGAACUAAUCAGGAAGAAGGUAGAUCCAAGAUGGCCACAUGGCACGUGCAGGGGAAGCCCUGACCUGCCUCACAUGGCAGCCAGGUGCACUGACUCUUAGGCACAGGGACCCACAGUCCAGAGCAGCACAUGGCAGUCUCAGAAAUGUAAACGUUUUCAAAGCUGAUACAGCCUACGAUGCAACAAAAACAUCCCAGCUCUCCUGCAUUAAUCUUACCAGUGAAUUUUGACCCUGUUACCAUUUUUUAGUACACAACCACGAGCAUGUGCACGAGAAUGCCGACACACUGCUGCCUAUUCUUAGUAAACCCCCCCCCCCCCGCACACACACUAAAAUAUGUGUGUUCUUUGGUAGUUUGAGACUUGGCAAGAGUGCCCCCUGUGCAGCUCUGGAUCCCAUACACAGGAGCAGUGGGCAUCACUGUGGGGCUGCAGUGUUGGUUUCAAGUGGGUGAAGUGCUUCAUCCCCUAGAAGUGUGGUGGGGGGGGGGCACGUAGAAAGCCUGCCUGCCAUUGACCCUUAGAAGAGGAACCACUCAACUCUGGAAUGGAGGGGGAGAGCCCCGACACCUGGCAGCCAGCAUGGUGAGUUCGCCUGUACAAUGUCUCUAAUUCUUAUCCCCACACCCCAGCCCCAUUUGUAGCACAUCUGUGGCUUGGUGUUCACAUAGAAAAACACUGGGAAGGGCGGCACACCCCGUCUUCCAGAAGACUGAGUUUCCAGGCACAGCUGCUGUACAAGUGAGGUACUUGAAUGCUGCAGACAGUGAAGAGUGGAGGUCUGUACCAAGUGUGGAGCUGGUGAAGUUUUAUUGUUUCUAACUUAAAAUGCCUCUGUGUUCUUGAGAGCUGAGUAAAUUCACACGGUUUAGUCUCUCACAAAAUACACUCAAGGAGCUCUUGUGUGUGUCCAGUUGUUUGCCGCCUUAGUGUGCCAGGUUGAUCUGCUAACACACAUGACCAAGAGGACUCAGUAAAUGAAGAGCCCUGUGUUUUGGCUCACUUGGCCUUUUGCUCUUCUGGGGUGAGUGAUUUCCUUUUGGAACAACCAGUGCAUGCCUUAUGAAUCUCUGCAGGGAAGUGGGGCUCGUGAGCUCCCCAAGGCCUCCUAAAGCCAGCCUGCCACUUGUAUAUGGUUGCCUUUGUCACCACCGCUGCUCUCAGGAGGUGCAUUAAGUGCUCCGUAUCACCUGAAGCGGAAAGGAUGGGGCUGGGUGUGGCUCUGUGGUGGAAGCGCCUACUGCACUAGCAUGAGGACCUGAGUUCGGAUCCCCGGCAUCCAGGUAGAAAACCCUAGCUCGGCAGCACUCAGCUGUAACUGUGGUGCUGGAUCGGAACCUAGACGGGUGGGUCCCCAGGGCUCACUGGCUGGCCUGUCUAAAUAUCAGGGAAGGAGGGAGGGAGGUCUUGGGAAGAAAACUAACCCCAAGGCUAAAUCAGUGGGAGGAUGGAAGGUGUUCUUAGUUUUCUCUUAGAAAUUCCCACCAGAUGGGGCUGGAGAGAUGGCCCAGUGGUUAAGAGCACUGCUUGCUCUUCCAAAGGUCCUGAGUUCGAUUCCAGCAACCACAUGGUGGCUUACAACCAUCUGUAAUAAGAUCUGGUGCUCUCUUCUGGUUUGCGGACA
Messenger RNA from Alexandromys fortis (reed vole), 5306 nucleotides. RefSeq names its product TATA-box binding protein associated factor, RNA polymerase I subunit B (gene Taf1b). The transcript is spliced from 15 exons. NCBI's taxonomy places the organism in Eukaryota, Metazoa, Chordata, Mammalia, Rodentia, Cricetidae. The record is from RefSeq and is a predicted model, not a curated record. Gene Ontology annotation, cellular component: RNA polymerase transcription factor SL1 complex; RNA polymerase I core factor complex. Gene Ontology annotation, biological process: RNA polymerase I preinitiation complex assembly; nucleolar large rRNA transcription by RNA polymerase I. Gene Ontology annotation, molecular function: RNA polymerase I core promoter sequence-specific DNA binding. The coding region runs from base 44 to 1810 and encodes 588 amino acids.